Labrus mixtus (cuckoo wrasse) is the source of this 3404-nucleotide messenger RNA. It is a transcript of the gene casp2, whose product is annotated as caspase 2, apoptosis-related cysteine peptidase. Bases 188 to 1756 code for a protein of 522 amino acids. The transcript is spliced from 13 exons. Lineage: Eukaryota; Metazoa; Chordata; Actinopteri; Labriformes; Labridae. The record is from RefSeq and is a predicted model, not a curated record. Gene Ontology annotation, biological process: regulation of apoptotic process; proteolysis.
UGUAGGUCUGCCUUUUCUCAAUGCAGCACUACAUGACCCGCGGAAGUUGGUUUGUAAAGUGAGAGAUAUGAUGUUAUUUAGCGUCAAAACAGUUUGAAAAGCGUCGAUAGUUUCCCGUGGUAUUGCUGGACGUCUAGGUUACUCUUUUGCAGAAGCAGACGGACUAUAAAAAAUCUGUUGGAUCAACAUGUUGGAGUGCGGCAUGCUGGAGCAGGACAGGCGGGCUCUGCGGAAACGCUCUGCUGUUCUGUGUAAGCAGCUGGUGGUGGACGAGCUGCUCAUUCAGUCCUUACAGGCAGAAGAAAUCCUGACAGAGAGCAUGGCAGAGAGCAUCAUGGCCGAGCAAACAUCUCACAAACGAAGCUGGCGUUUACUUCUAGUUUUACCAAAGCGAGGACCAAGAGCAUUCAGCAGCUUCUGCUCAGCCUUGCAAGAAACUGAGCAGCAUCACCUGUGUGACCUGCUCACACGAUCACCAGAAAAAGAUGGAAAAGAGACACGUGAUGAGAGAAUUCAGCCUGAGGAAAAGCCAGAGAGAGAGGCAGGUCAACUGGUAAAGCAGACAACAGAGAAGAAGAGAGAGACAUCGUCAGUAGACGGUGAGGAAAGCAGUGACGUUAGCAGCACGUCCUCAUGCCUGCCAUCAGACUCCACAUUCAGAGGGUUGAUAGUCCAAGUCAGGGAUGAAGACAGGGAAAGAGAAGGACAGAAGACAAAGAAAAGAGGAAGAUGCAUGAAGACAGAUAGGUUAUGGGACUCUCCUCUUCCCCUUUCCACCCAAGAGGGAAUUACUGCCAAGAGAGCAAGGACACAGGAGUCCAUGGAGUUUAGUCUGGAUGCAGAUAGUCCCAUAAACACUCCUGUGCUCCCGUGCACGUCUGACUUUUACCUCUCACACUGCCAGCAGUCCUACAGAAUGAAUUCAUCCCCUCGGGGUUUGGCCUUGGUGAUCAGUAAUGUGACCUUUGAUCCUUGUGCUGCACCUGACCUUGACCCGAGGAAGGGAGGCGAAGUGGAUGAUGAGGUUCUCAGGAAGGUCUUCACAGAGCUGGACUACAUGGUUACAGUCCACAGAGACCUCACUGCUCAGGGUAUGAGGACGUGCAUUGAGAACUUUAGUCGACGGCAGGAGCACCGAACAGUUGACAGCUGUGUGGUGUGUCUGCUAUCCCACGGAGUGGAAGGAGCUAUAUAUGGCACAGACGGAGAGCUCAUGCAGCUGGACUGGGUGUUUGAGGCCUUUGACAAUGCACACUGCCCCCUGCUACAGAAUAAGCCAAAGAUGUUUUUCUUUCAGGCCUGCAGAGGAGAGGAAAUGGACUGUGGGGUGGAGCAGAUAGACGGGCCAGUGAGGACCUGCUCACCAAGCUGUGAACAGCGAGAUGCUGGGAGGGAGGGACAAGGGGAUACAGACUCAAGGCAGAGAGGGGACAUGGGUAGACCCAGAAUUAAACUGCCCCAGCGUUCGGACAUGAUCUGCGGAUAUGCAUCCCUCAAAGGUCAGAGAAUCUGCACAGCAGCCAUGCGGAACACAAAGAGAGGAUCCUGGUUCAUUCAGGAAAUUAACACGGCUCUCCGCCUACAUGCCAGAGACACACACGUUGCAGACAUCCUGGUGCAGGUCAACGGACGUAUCAAAGAGCGGGAGGGUUACGCUCCUGGCACCGCCCACCACCGCUGCAAGGAGAUGUCCGAGUUCACCAGCUCAUUGUGCAAAGACCUCUACCUUUUCCCCAAGUACCAGCCUCAGUAUUGACAUGCAAAUAUGCACAUGUACAGACUAACACACAAAGACCAUUCCUUGUAUUAAAGCCUCACUUUAAUGGGAGGGAACAGUUUAUCCCACGCUUUCACUGCCACACACUCGCACAUUCCUGUUACAACAGCACCUCCAGACUGAGGAUUAAUUCAUUCAUAUUUUCUGUUUGAAUAAUGCCUCCUCAAACCACAGACAUGCCCGCAAACUCACCUGAAUAUUGCAACAGAAAAAGCGGCAUGCUUAUGUUAAUCGACAUGGGAAAUGGGCAACGUAUAAGCAACAACUUAAUGUGUGUCUGAAUGUUUGUGUCUAUUCCAGAGCGUCUAUGUCAGGGUUUAAAUGUUAAUCCUUUUAUAUCAAACAGAAUUGUAUUUUUGUUCUCCUUCAGUACAGCUACUUGGAGGUUUUCAAUCUCUUUUUAGAAAUGUAUUUUUUACACAGAUCUAUUUUUGUGGCUUUAUUUUGUAUGAAUUGUUUUUAUAAGCAUUUUAUUCCCAUUCUCUCUAUUGUAUGUAAUGCUUGUAAAAUGUUGUUUUUUAACAUGGUGACAGGCAGGGGGCAGCACAGCAGAGACAAAUGCAUUUUAUCAUCUCUCAUCAUGUAGUUGAUUAUGAUAUUUGCUCUUGUGAUUGCAGGCAUGUUUUAUUUCAGCUAUAACCAGCUGGAGUUGUGGUUAAACUGUAAAGCCUGCAGCAGAUUUUUAUUUGUCCUCAGCUCAUUUUUCCCUUAGUGAGAGGAGAAAUGGCUACAAGGCAGCUUCAAAACAGGAUCUUGAAUUGUGUCUGCCAUUUUUGUUUUUUCACUUUUCCUUGUGGAUGUUCAGUCAGGACUGUUGAUUCAGAACUGUUUUCAUCUGUGUUACUGUAGGUCUGUCCCUGGCAGGGUGGUGGGCUGCCAGGGGAAUGUGGUGCUACUUGUGGGGUCAUACAACUUAGAUAUGAACUCCGACCUUUCCACAAACUCUUGACUGCUAAUAGUCUCUUCCUACGUGGGAGGUGCAUAUUUUUCGACAGUCUCUCUCAUAGUUUUUGUGAUAUUCAACUGUAUGUGUUACAGUAAGGACAACACAUAUAUUUAAUAUGUCUUCCAUUAACAAUAUGCAGUUUUCUACAGCAACCAGUGCCAUGUGAGGAUGAUUAGAUGCAUUUAUGACCAUGGAGCUUUCACAGUAUAUUGUGUCACCCCCUUCACUCCCGACCCCACACAAACUACAAAAUCAAUUUAUCAAGGCUGUGUGAGCAUUGAUGUUUCCCAGAAAAGCCCUGAGCAGGCAAAGUGUGUUUAGUUACAACAGUGUUGCAGUGAGGAAAACAGAAUACAUGGUCGAAACAGUAUCGAUUUUAAACCAUCCGUAAACAAAGACGCUUUUAAGUAAGUGUGAGGAGCUUGUGGAAAAGGUAACCCUUAUUUUGAAGGUGCUUACCCUUAUCCUUGUGGUUUUUGUGAUUGGGAAAUGUAACUUGAAAAAGAAAACCAUUGGAGUGGUAUGAAAGGGUAACUCUCAUGGGACUGAGAAGUUUUGAAGGUUGAUAUUUGUUGCCAAGCUCUGCUGAGGUGCAGUGUGGGGGGCCGGGAGAGAUUUGAUUUCUGUCAACUGAAAUGACUGCCAAAUGUUUUCUACAAUAAACAGGCCUUGAUUUUUUUU